Molecule: messenger RNA, 795 nt
Organism: Geodia barretti
Lineage: Eukaryota; Metazoa; Porifera; Demospongiae; Tetractinellida; Geodiidae
Source: the annotation of a GenBank genome assembly
AUGAUUGACUACAUCGUCGGUCCCUUCCAAUACCCUUUCAUGCUCCGUGCCCUGAUUGUGUCGGUCCUGGUGGGAUUCCUGCUGCCGGUGGUUGGCGCCUAUAUCAUCACCCGGGGUCGGGCCUUUAUGAGCGAUGCCCUGGCUCACUCCCUGGUGGCCCCCGUCGCCGUCGCCGCCCUCCUGGGAUUUACGUCCUACAUAACGGCCGUCCCCGGGGGCGUCGCCAUCGCCCUCCUGAUGGGUUACCUCAGCCGCCAGACAGGGCAUCAGCGACGACACCUCUAUCGGACGUGGACAUUAACCCCGGGGCAGUCGAUCAGUAUUGAAGACCUUCUGCUUGGGCAAGUUCUUGCCGUGUCCCAGACCGACGUCCUGGUGACCCUGGUCCUGACCAUUGCCGUUGCCGUUGGAGUUUACCUGUUCCACCGGCAACUGGUAUUCACCACCUUUGAUCCGGUGGGAGCCAGCGUAGUUGGAAUCCGAACGGGAAUUGUCGAGUAUGUGCUCUUGGCCCUGCUGGCCCUGGUCAUCGUGAGCGGUUUGCAGGCAGCCGGCAUCGUUCUGGUCAUGGCCAUGCUGGUGAUACCAUCGGCUACGGCUUACCUGCUGGCCCGCCGGUUUGUGGGCGUUAUUCUCGUUGGCGCUGCCAUAGGGGUAAUCUCGGCCAUCGCGGGCUUGUAUCUCUCUUACUACGCCAACUGGCCCUCGGGCCCGGCCAUGGCGCUGGUGGCCGCCACGGUCUUUGGGGCCGCGACGCUUCACAAGCGCACCUUCACCGUUCGCGCCGACGAGUAG